This is a messenger RNA of Debaryomyces tyrocola, 427 nucleotides long. Lineage: Eukaryota; Fungi; Ascomycota; Pichiomycetes; Serinales; Debaryomycetaceae. The record is from the annotation of a GenBank genome assembly.
AUGAACUUGACACAAUUUGUAAUAAUUACUUCAUAUUUCGUAUGUGCAUACGCUCUGAUUAUGAAUAUUACUUUAAUGGUAGAGUCCGAAGAUGACAUGGUUGAUGGGAAUAACCUUGCUUCUUUCAAUGAAGGUGCUGGUGUUAAUUUUUUUUUCGUGGGAUAUAGAACGCAACUAUUAAAACAGUUGAUGAGCACACAGAUCAAGUGUUUUCAGUAUUCGCAGAUGUUGCCAUAAUAGGUGUUUAUGAUCCAUAUAAUAUUACUUUCGAAGAUGAUUAUUUGAAGAUCAAUGGCACUGUUGAUGGGUUUUUCGCGUGUAAGAACAUUGCUUACAAUCCAAAUCAUACUUUGCAUUAAUGCAUCUUCUUGAUGAUACGGCACCUGAAUGUUGUAAGUCUGUAAAAGUCAAAAGAAAUAUAAUUUAG